This is a messenger RNA of Tupaia belangeri chinensis (Chinese tree shrew), 1887 nucleotides long. It is a transcript of the gene PABPC5, whose product is annotated as poly(A) binding protein cytoplasmic 5. Gene Ontology annotation, molecular function: RNA binding. The record is from RefSeq and is a predicted model, not a curated record. The transcript is spliced from 2 exons. Lineage: Eukaryota; Metazoa; Chordata; Mammalia; Scandentia; Tupaiidae. The coding region runs from base 245 to 1393 and encodes 382 amino acids.
GGACCCGCCUCGCGUCUGAGCUGACCCACUGCGCGUCUGCCAGUCAGUCCCUCCGCACCUGCCGCGAGCCUCAGGCUGCCGAAAUCACCGCGCCUCACUCGCCUCGACAGUGAUUCGGAAUCUGCUUUUAGCUUCCCUUCGCCUGCCUUGGCUUUUUCUGUUCCUGAACAGCUGUUUGGCCCAUAGCUUAGAGAAAGCAGCCUUUUUUCUCUCCCAAGAGAACCUCCUCCCUGUGCUCAGAGAGAUGGGGAGUGGGGAGCCUAAUCCUGCUGGCAAGAAAAAGAAGUACCUCAAGGCCGCCCUGUACGUGGGUGACCUGGACCCAGAUGUCACGGAGGACAUGCUCUAUAAGAAGUUCAGGCCUGCUGGCCCUCUGCGCUUCACUCGCAUCUGCCGUGACCCGGUGACCCGCAGCCCUUUGGGCUAUGGCUACGUUAACUUCCGCUUUCCAGCGGAUGCUGAGUGGGCGCUGAACACCAUGAACUUUGAUUUGAUUAAUGGCAAACCAUUCCGCCUCAUGUGGUCCCAGCCAGAUGACCGCUUAAGAAAGUCUGGAGUUGGCAAUAUAUUCAUCAAAAACCUGGACAAAUCCAUAGACAAUAGGGCCCUGUUUUAUUUGUUUUCAGCUUUUGGGAACAUUCUCUCCUGCAAAGUCGUGUGCGAUGACAACGGCUCAAAGGGUUAUGCCUACGUGCACUUUGACAGCCUUGCUGCUGCCAAUCGGGCCAUCUGGCACAUGAACGGAGUGCGGCUCAACAACCGCCAGGUGUAUGUUGGCAGAUUCAAAUUCCCAGAAGAGCGGGCAGCUGAAGUGAGAACCAGGGAUCGAGCGACUUUCACCAACGUGUUCGUUAAAAACUUUGGAGAUGACAUGGAUGACGAAAAACUGAAGGAACUUUUCAGUGAAUAUGGACCAACAGAGAGUGUUAAGGUAAUAAGAGAUGCUGGUGGGAAAUCCAAAGGCUUUGGAUUUGUGAGAUAUGAGACCCACGAGGCUGCCCAAAAGGCUGUGCUAGACCUGCAUGGAAAGUCCAUGGAUGGGAAAGUUCUCUAUGUAGGGCGAGCACAGAAGAAAAUCGAACGCCUGGCUGAGUUAAGGCGCAGAUUUGAACGGCUGAGAUUAAAAGAAAAAAGUCGGCCUCCAGGCGUGCCUAUCUAUAUUAAGAACCUGGAUGAGACCAUCGACGAUGAAAAACUGAAGGAGGAAUUUUCUUCCUUUGGAUCCAUUAGCCGAGCCAAAGUGAUGAUGGAAGUAGGGCAAGGCAAAGGGUUUGGCGUGGUCUGCUUUUCCUCUUUUGAAGAGGCUACCAAGGCAGUGGAUGAGAUGAAUGGUCGCGUGGUGGGCUCCAAGCCUCUGCAUGUCACCUUGGGCCAGGCCAGGCGCAGGUGGUGAGAGUAGCCAUGCUUGAUUUGUUUCAGCCUUAGCUGGUGCCUACUUAGUUUGGGCUCCUUUGUGUAAGGGGUUGUUUUAUGCCAAUUCACAGGUUUUUUUAAGUGAAUCCUUUCUUUGGAAAAAAAGUGAAACUAGAAAAUUUUGUUCAUUUAGUGAAAAACAUAAUUUCUAAUUGUAAAAUUGUCAUUUUGUACUAUUUUUUGAUAUAAUAUCCUUAGGAAUAUGUAGAAUAAAGUCUAUUUCUCCUUAUUUUCUUUUCCUGGACAGUCAAGGUGAGGCAAUCGAUUGAACGUAUUUCCCUUUUUAUUUCAUUUUAAUAUCUUCUAUGAAAAUAUUUGCCACAUGGUCCUUACUUCUGAAUCUAUCAGUGAAACUUCUAACUUGUUUAUUGAGAAAUCAACAGAGCAGAGGUAAAUGUAUGUGAUCCAGUUAGCAUCUGUGUAUUAUUUCACUUUAAAUUAUUAUUUAAAACAAAUGUUCUUUUAAAAAUAUGU